Molecule: messenger RNA, 675 nt
Organism: Symbiodinium pilosum
Lineage: Eukaryota; Dinophyceae; Suessiales; Symbiodiniaceae
Source: the annotation of a GenBank genome assembly
AUGAGAGAGUUGAGGCAAACUGGAUGGAUGUCAAACCGUGGCAGGCAAAACGUUGCGUCCUUCUUGAUUUGGGACUUAGGGGUGGAUUGGAGACGUGGUGCGAGAUGGUUUGAAACGCAGUUGACUGAUUAUGAUGUGACCUCUAACUGGUGCAACUGGGUUGCAGCUGCUGGUCUGACUGGGGGCCGCAUCAACAGGUUCAACGUGGUUCGACAAUCUUACCAAUACGAUGCCGGAGGUGAUUACCUCCGAAAAUGGCUGCCUGAACUGCGAGCUGUGAGGGAGGAAGGGGUUCAUGAACCCUGGAAGUUGCCACCGGAAGCCCAAAAGCUUGUGGAUGGCUAUCCGGCUCCCUGCGUUGAUCCAGAGAAGUUCUUGCUGACUGCAAAGCCGGCUAAACCCAAAGUCAGGGACUCGCAGGAAAAGAGGGGUCAAGGGCUUGGAGUUGCAACAUGCUGCACUAAUAGAAGCCAUGCCUUACAAAACGCUGUCAUAUUGGGUAUGUUCACUUUUUCGUGGGAGGGGUUGACAUUACCUGUAGAGGGGAUCGGUAUGCACACCAGGCAUUUCCUACUCGAUGCUGCAACGAAUUGUAGCAGCCUGAAUGAUGACCAAUCGCAUUCUCUAGCGAUCGUGAAGAAGUAUGGUCUGAUAUACCCUAAAGACAUGCUUUAG